Catharus ustulatus (Swainson's thrush) is the source of this 3233-nucleotide messenger RNA. RefSeq names its product protein CutA homolog. The transcript is spliced from 5 exons. Gene Ontology annotation, molecular function: copper ion binding. The record is from RefSeq and is a predicted model, not a curated record. Lineage: Eukaryota; Metazoa; Chordata; Aves; Passeriformes; Turdidae. Bases 2079 to 2579 code for a protein of 166 amino acids. Gene Ontology annotation, biological process: response to metal ion.
CUGGAAUGGGGAUGGACACAGGGCUGGAAUGGGGAUGGACACAGGGCUGGAAUGGGGAUGGACACAGGGCUGGAAUGGGGAUGCAGGACAUGGGACACUCCCUGAGGAGCACAACAGACACCAACCCACCCCAAGCAGCCAUGGAAAUACCUGUCUGUACCUUUGUUAACAAACCUCUCCCCAAAACCAUCGUGCAGGAGGGGUGUACUUCCUCUAUCUGCUGGGUGAGAAGCAGAUUUUCAAGUUUUCUAACACUUAGCAUCACCACAAGUUGUGUUCAGGUGAUGUUGUUCAGUUGGGGUUUUUUAACAGAGUCUCGUCAAAACUAGGCAAAAAGUCCUAGCAUGGUGAUUCUAAACCUAAAGCUGGUUUUAGGUCACCAAAGCCAAAAGAAGCGUUGCAGAAAUCUCAGUCUCUGCACUAAACUGGCAUUUUGCUGCUUGGUGCUUUUCAGUGAAGUCCUUAAAUCCUCACAGGGGUGUUUUCAGCUUGGUUCACUUCAGUAUUUUGGCAACCAUGAGUUUAAUUGGUUUAUCAGGAAGGAAUCAUGACAUUUCAGCCCUCUUUUGCACCAUCCCUUGGCUAAUACAACUAUUCUGAAAAAAAAAAAAAAAGGAGGAAAUCUUUUCAUAAAAAAAAGGGGGAAACCGAUAAAAAACAAGGUAGUGUUCAUGUUUGUACUAAUGUUCAAUCACAAGUUUGGGGAUUUCCUCAUCACAUGCAUGUACAUCUUACAAGAAGAUUAAUGAUCAGCAGGCUGAACAGGUUGGAUGUUUUAUUUUUUUCUCCUGAGCAAGGAGCAUGAUUACAUUUUAAUCUGGAAAAAUAGGUACAUCAGCACAUCUCUGUUUGGCUUGUAACUCACUGAGUAGCUUCUGGGAUUUGUUGUAUAAUAUUUGUUAAAUGGCUUAGUGGGAAAAAAAGAGCUCAGAAGAAGCUCUAAAAAUUAUGAUGAGAAGUCUUGUGGUAACAAAGAAUAUUUCCUCAAAUGGAUUGGGAAAGAGGAGACAAGCAAUACAACACAUCAGUCAUUUCCAAAUGGGAAAGAGCUCCUGGCUUUGUGGUGACAAGAGAUUUUUAAUUCAAUUUAAAAAAAAAAAGAGAGAGAUUUCUUCAUUAGUGCUGUAAUGGCAGGUUUUUCAAAGGACAAAGGAGGGUGGAAAUAAGGGGGGAAAAGGAAUAUAUUCUUAGUCUUCUAAGCAUUUUUUAAAAUCACUGUAGCUGAAUCAGGGCCAGAUGCUGUUUAUAUCAAAAACAAAACAAAGGACAAAGGGAAAGCGCUGCAGCCCAGAGCAGCACCAUCCUUCAGCUGCUCCUCAGCACUCCAAAUUAACCUCCCCAUUCCCACAGCAUCCCCACUGGGAUAAUGAUAUAUUUUUGGGAGGCUGUUGAUGGCCUGUGAGCACAAACAGCAGAGAAGAGGCUUGCCAGGAAUAGCAGCUCCUGCUCAGCAAACCCCACUUGUUGCUGCUGCUGUGCUGCACAGCCUUGGUGUUUGUGCAGCCCUGGGCUGUGCUCUCUGAGAUUUCUGUGCCCACAGAAUUCACUGUGCUUUUAGCAGCAGCUAAUUGGGAUGAGAUUCAUUCCAAACCUGCCUUGGAGUCACGCUGUGAGGUUGGAGUGAGGGCUGGGUGGGCUGCACAGAGCUGUGCAGAGGAGAAUAACCCAACAGGGCAGGAGGGGAAUUGCCCAGGGAGGCAGAGGGGCCUGUCCCCCGUUUCCCAGAGGGAUGGACACCCCUCACCCCUGGCACACAGCUCAAGGAUGGCUACAGACCUGUCCUGAGCAGGAGAGACGUGCUGGGUGUGGGAACCAUUCCCUUCUUGCUCUUUUUUGCACUAGAAACCGAGGUAUUCUGUGUCUUACUUCCUUAUUCCUCUUCAGAAAACCAGUCCUGGCUGCUGUGGUUGGGUGCUGGGGUCUGUGACCCCUGUUAGACCUCACACAGUCGAGACCUGGGCUGAUCCAGCCUUGAAACUGCCCCUCUCCUGCCCUGAGCUCCAGAGUGCCCUCUUGGAGGGGGAUGAAUCCCCCUAGGAGCAGCUUCUCACCUUGGUUUAAUUUAGCUGGUUCCUGCAAUGUUGAGAGAAGCCCCUCAAGCCCCAGGCAGUGCAGAUGCUGUUCCCAAGGUGCAGCAUUUCAGCUGCCAUCCCCGUGCUGUUGUCUCCGAGGUGCUGACGCUGCUGCUGCUGAUGUACCCGCUGCUCCGGGGCCUGGCUCUGCAGCUGCACUCGGCUCUCACGGGCAGCUACAUCCCAGGGACUCAUUCCAUCGCCUUUGUCAACUGCCUCAACGAGCAGAUCGCCAGGGACAUCGCCAGGGCCAUCAUGGAUAAGAGACUGGCUGCCUACGUGAACAUCCUGCCCAAGAGCUCGGCCUUGUAUUUCUGGAAAGGGGAACUGGAAGAAUCCACUGAAAUACUGCUGUUGGUGAAAACAAGGACAUCCAAAAUCGGGGAAUUGUCCAACUACGUCAGAUCCAUCCAUCCCUUUGAAAUCCCCGAAAUCAUCAGCCUGCCUAUCGACCAAGGAAACCCGCUCUACCUCAAAUGGAUCGAGGAGAGCGUCCCGCGGGACUGAGACGCGCUGAGUGCAGCUCGUUUUUAGGGGGACAGGGACCCUGCUGAGCAGCGCGGGAGCAGCUUUUACAAUCUCGGAUUUGCUUCGAUUGGGAAAGCUCCCCUUCCCCUGCCUGCCCCGGGAGCGCUGAGCAUCCCAGAGCCGCUGCAGGCUGAGCUGGGGAAGGGCUGCCUGCACCAAAAGCUGCGGAUGAGGAUGCGCGGGGAUGCUCCAGGCAGGACACUCGGGGCUGCCUCAGGCUGUCAGCAGCGAGCUGCAGCUGGGAGCCGUGGCUGGCAGCCCCUGCAGUGCCCUGUGUGCCCACAGGCAGCCCUGAAGCCCGCCUGGCCCCCGCAUCCUGCAGGAUGUGGCCGGGCACUCUCGCCGUGCCUCCCUCGCCUCCCCUGCCGGCGGCUGCUGCAGCCCUGCGGAACCCAGGGAGGCACAAAACAGCAGCAAACCCCUCAAGGAUCCAGCAGGAGCCGCGAGCAGCAGGCUCUGAACUGUCACAGAGAGCUGGGGAACAUCCACAGCCAGUUCAGGGAACCCAAGUGCCAGCAGGACCACGACACUGCCCUGGCCCUGCAUCCCCACCCCACCGGAGCCUUUCUGCAUAGCCAAGCUGAACCUUGUAAAAAAGAUGUUAAUGGUUUAUAGGAGAGAAAUUCUGGAAUA